This is a messenger RNA of Zalophus californianus (California sea lion), 2159 nucleotides long. RefSeq names its product solute carrier family 6 member 19 (gene SLC6A19). Bases 36 to 1940 code for a protein of 634 amino acids. Gene Ontology annotation, cellular component: plasma membrane. Gene Ontology annotation, biological process: sodium ion transmembrane transport. The record is from RefSeq and is a predicted model, not a curated record. The transcript is spliced from 12 exons. NCBI's taxonomy places the organism in Eukaryota, Metazoa, Chordata, Mammalia, Carnivora, Otariidae.
CUACCUCUGCCGGAGGGACCUGCCCAGCGACCACCAUGGUGAGGCUCGUGCUGCCCAACCCGGGCCUGGAGGACCGGAUCCCAUCUCUGGGCCAGCUGGAGACCAUCGAGACACAGGAGGCCAGCUCCCGGCCCAAGUGGGACAACAAGGCCCAAUACAUGCUCACCUGCGUGGGCUUCUGUGUGGGCCUGGGCAACGUGUGGCGCUUCCCCUACCUGUGCCAGAGCCACGGCGGAGGGGCGUUUAUGAUUCCAUUCCUCAUCCUGCUGGUCCUGGAGGGCAUCCCCCUGCUGCACCUGGAGUUCGCCAUUGGGCAGAGGCUGCGGAAGGGGAGCGUGGGCGUCUGGAGCUCCAUCCACCCAGCCCUGAAGGGCGUAGGUAUUGCGUCCAUGUUCGUGUCCUUCAUGGUGGGUCUCUACUACAACACCAUCAUCGCCUGGGUCAUGUGGUACUUCUUCAACUCCUUCCAGGACCCUCUGCCCUGGAGUGACUGCCCGCUCAAUGCCAACCAGACAGGCUAUGUGGAGGAGUGUGCCCGCAGCUCCUCUGUGGACUAUUUCUGGUACCGGGAGACCCUCAACAUCUCCACCUCGAUCAGUGACUCUGGCUCCAUCCAGUGGUGGAUCCUGCUCUGCCUGACCUGUGCCUGGAGCGUCCUCUACGUGUGCACCAUCCGCGGCAUCGAGACCACUGGGAAGGCCGUGUACAUCACCUCAACGCUGCCCUAUGUGGUCCUAACCAUCUUCCUCAUCCGCGGCCUGACGCUGAAGGGAGCCACCAACGGCAUCGUGUUCCUCUUCACGCCCAACGUCACGGAGCUGGCCAACCCAGUCACCUGGCUGGACGCGGGGGCUCAGGUCUUCUACUCCUUCUCGCUGGCCUUCGGGGGCCUCAUCUCCUUCUCCAGCUACAACUCUGUGCACAACAACUGUGAGAAGGACUCAGUGAUCGUGUCUGUCAUCAACGGCUUCACGUCCGUGUACGCGGCCACUGUGGUCUACUCCAUCAUCGGUUUCCGUGCCACCGAGCGCUUUGAUGACUGUUUCAACACGAACAUCCUGACGCUCAUGAACGGGUUUGACCUACCCGAGGGCAACGUGACGCAGGAGAACUUUGAGGAGAUGAAGCUUUGGUUCAGCACCACCAACCCUGAGGCCUUCGCAAAGCUGCACUUCCAGACCUGCGACAUGAACACCUUCCUCUCGGAGGGCGUGGAGGGCACCGGGCUGGCCUUCAUCGUCUUCACGGAGGCCAUCACCAAGAUGCCCGUGUCCCCGCUGUGGUCCGUGCUCUUCUUCAUCAUGCUCUUCUGCCUCGGCCUGUCGUCCAUGUUUGGGAACAUGGAGGGCGUGGUCGUGCCACUGCAGGACCUCAACAUCAUCCCUAAAAAGUGGCCCAAAGAGCUGCUCACAGGCCUCAUCUGCCUGGGGAUGUACCUGCUCGCCUUCAUCUUCACCCUGAACUCCGGCCAGUACUGGCUCUCCCUGCUGGACAGCUAUGCCGGCUCCAUCCCGCUGCUCAUCAUCGCCUUCUGUGAAAUGUUUGCGGUCGUCUACGUGUAUGGCGUGGACAGGUUCAACAGGGACAUCGAGUUCAUGAUUGGCCACAAGCCCAACAUCUUCUGGCAAGUCACGUGGAGAGUGAUCAGCCCGCUGAUCAUGCUGGUCAUCUUCCUGUUUUUCUUCGUGGUCAAGGUCAAUGAGGAGCUGAUAUACAGCGUCUGGGACCCUGCCUAUGAGGAAUUUCCCAAAUCCCAGAAGGUCACCUACCCAGGCUGGGUGUAUGCUGUGGUCGUCAUUGUGGCCGGGGUGCCCUGCCUGGCCAUCCCCGGCUUUGCCAUCUACAAGCUCCUCAGGGACCGCUGCCAGAGGCCAGGGGACCGCCAGGGGCUGGUCAGCGGGCCGUCCAUGGCCUCCAUCAACGGGGACCUGAAGUCCUGAGCAGCCCGGCCCAGCGCGUGUCAGGGAGGAUCUGGGCCAUACGUGUGAGUGUGUGCGUGUGUGCAUGCGUGGUGUAUAUUGUGUGAGCACAGGCACGUGUAUGUGUAUACACAUGUGCGGGGUGUGCACACGUGAGUGUGUGCGAGUGUGCACAUUCGUGAACGCAUGUGUGUGCGUGUGCAGUGUGCGCAUGCACAAGUGUGCGUGUGAGGGUGCAUG